This is a messenger RNA of Magnolia sinica, 1187 nucleotides long. Its product is annotated as 2-oxoglutarate-dependent dioxygenase DAO-like. Lineage: Eukaryota; Viridiplantae; Streptophyta; Magnoliopsida; Magnoliales; Magnoliaceae. Gene Ontology annotation, biological process: auxin catabolic process. The record is from RefSeq and is a predicted model, not a curated record. Gene Ontology annotation, molecular function: indole-3-acetaldehyde oxidase activity; dioxygenase activity. The coding region runs from base 111 to 1019 and encodes 302 amino acids. The transcript has 3 exons.
GGAUGGGGCCGACAAGCUGGUAGCAAGGCGUUAUAAAAGGAAAAGAGAACGGCUACCAAGCAAGUAUAAGGGGAAGAGGUAACUUUUGCUUUUGGGUUUGGAUUUUCGUAAUGGAUGGUGAAAUCCCAGUAAUUGAUCUCAAGGAAUUUCCAGAGCAGCUUGGAAAGCUUCGAGAAGCAUGUGAGGAGUGGGGAUGUUUCAGGGUUGUGAACUAUAAAAUUCCGGUGGGGUUGCUGUCGGAAAUGAAGUCAGUGGUGAGAAGUCUGCUCGAUCUCCCGGUGGAGAUAAAACGCCGGAAUACUGACACAAUCACCGGAAGUGGGUACAUGCGGCCCACCCUCCAGAAUCCCCUCUACGAAGCGUUGGGGCUCUACGACAUCACCUCUUCCGAUGCCGUCGAUGCCUUCUGCUCUCAGUUGGAUGCCACUCCUCACCAGCGAGAAACAAUCAAAUCAUAUGCUCAUGAAGUACAUGAGCUUGCCAUGGACAUAGGGUGCAAGAUGGCAGAGAGCAUGGGUUUAGGCUGUGAUUUGUUCAAGGGAUGGCCAUGCCAGUUUAGAAUCAACAAAUACUACUUCACAGAGGAAGCUAUCGGCUCCACUGGCGUUCAGUUGCAUACAGAUUCUGGGUUCCUCACCAUACUUCAAGAAGAUGAUUGCGUUGGCGGCCUUGAAGUGAUGGACAAAAAGGGUGGAUUUGUAGCAGUCAAUCCCUUUCCAGGCUCACUACUUGUCAACCUAGGUGAUAUGGCCAAGGCAUGGAGCAAUGGUAGAUUCUGCAACGUGAAGCACCGUGUGCAGUGCAAGGAAGCAACAAUACGAGUCUCAAUUGCCAUGUUUGUCCUAGGACCCAAGGAGGAAGCACUGGAAGCACCACCUGAGCUUGUGGAUUCCAACCAACCUCAGCUCUACCUUCCUUUCACCUAUGAAGAGAACCGAAAUCUCCGAUUUGCCUUGAAAAUGCAUGCUGGUGAAGCUCUCAUGAAAUUCACCACAAAACAAACUCCUAAUGAAGUUUAGUACCCAAGCUAUACUGUAAUGUCUUUAUUAUAAGCUGUAAUAGCCAUGGCAAGUUACAACAAUUUAAGCCUCACUCAAUAUUGGGGGGGAUUGCAGUGCCAUUCCCCGUUUGUAUUGAACCACAAGGGUGUAUUUACAUAAAGGAAAAUAGUUUUCUAUCGUUGGAUA